Messenger RNA from Pogonomyrmex barbatus (red harvester ant), 909 nucleotides. RefSeq lists its product as uncharacterized. Gene Ontology annotation, biological process: isoprenoid biosynthetic process; isopentenyl diphosphate biosynthetic process, mevalonate pathway; cholesterol biosynthetic process. Gene Ontology annotation, cellular component: cytosol; cytoplasm. NCBI's taxonomy places the organism in Eukaryota, Metazoa, Arthropoda, Insecta, Hymenoptera, Formicidae. Gene Ontology annotation, molecular function: mevalonate kinase activity; ATP binding. The record is from RefSeq and is a predicted model, not a curated record.
AUCUUUCAAAAUUUAUUUGUCCACUCAAUUAAAAAUUGACACGGUCUUCCCGUGUCCAUCGUCAUUCGCAGUAUGUUUUGCAGCGAGUUUCUUAUAUUGGUCACGUCUGCAGAAAGGAGUUGUGCAGAAUAAUUUUACUAAUGAUGAUCUGAAGAAAAUACAAUGCACAGCUUCGCUUUGCACGAAAAUUUCUUCGAAGUUUCAAGAAGUCGACACUAUUGUGUGCACGUAUGGUUCAACAAUUACACAUAGGAAAACAUAUAUGGAAGGACGGGCAACAAACUGGGCUAUUUUUAAUAUGCCGGUUAUGACAGUUUUGCUUGUCGAUUCAUAUCAGCAACAAAGUUUAGAAAGGCAAUUACAAGAAAUAACAAUCAAAUCAACUAUAAAUCCAUAUGAUAUUGAACGUAAGAUUGCACGUCUUAACGACCAAACGAUAAUAGCUAUGAAAAUAUUAGACGAUAUUAGUUUUAUCAAAGGAAAUUUCCAACUUAACGCUACAACAAGAUUUGGAAGAUUGAUAGAUCAACAACAAAGAUUAAAAACUGUCGGUAUCGCAAUACAAGAAUUACUUGACUCAUUAAUUUCACACUCCCAUAGGACUUUGCGUAAUAUUUCCUUAAUAGCGCAAAAGCAUAAUAUGUUUGCAAAAUGUACUGACAUCGGUGAUAGUAGAUACGCAUACAUACUGUGUGCUAUGUACGUUUCAAAACAAAUUAUGGCUAUAUCAUCAGAUUUGGAAGUAGCAGGUUUUGGUGUUACGAAAACGACUUUUUCUAAAGUUGGUUUGAAAAUUGAGACUGGCUUAGACUUUUAGUAGAAGACUAAGGAUUAUUAUGAAUAGAAUAAGUUAUUGUAACGAUUAUAUACACAGAAAAAAUAGUUUUAUUAAAGUGUUUAAUAAUUUGG